UCUUGAAACUCAUGAAAAGAGUCUUCUGGGAUGAGUUACAAGAUCAAUGUGGACCAAUAGAUAUAUAAUAAAGUUUUUACGAAACAGUAACUACAGUCAAGAUUACGCUAGCCUUUACUAGUUAAAAUUGACUAUCGUUCUUGUAAUCUUUCAAGUGUGAAUUUAACUUGAAUCAUAACAUCAAAAGUAGUCAAAAGAUAUAGUUUUAUCAAUUAGUGGUAUAAAAACUUUUAUACUCCAGUGCAUUUGACUGAUUCACCCAAAAGGCUACCCACUCUCUUCUCAGAUCAUUAAUAAUUCAUUUUGACUGUUAAUAUUUACCAUUAAUUGAUUAAUAACUUUUACGUAAUCAAUUACUUACUAAUUUAAACUCAUUUUUGAAUUGCCACAAUCUAACGCAAUGUAGGGGAAAAACCAUCGUCAUGUAUAUAUCCAAAAUACAGGUCUACUCAUAAAACAAUUGCCUAGUGAAUCUAAAUUCAAAUACACAAUUAAUCCAUCAAUUAAUUUCCAAUAAGCUUAUGAUAUGUAUUCCAAGAAGGUAGUUUGGUAUAUUAAAUGACUUUAGAUACACUUAACUCGGGCUAGAUUACAGUAACUAGUUUCAAUAUUACACUCUAGUCAAUUUUUUCCUUAUAUAAGAAGCCACCAUCUAGUCAUUUUCCUACAGUAUACGUAUACGUUUCAUUUGUUGCUUAUUGAUUCAUGAUGACUACUUUGUCCGUCUUUGUACUUGCUGGUAUGUUAAUAUUGACAUGCCUUGAAAUAAUAGAGGCACAGUCUAUUGGAGUGUGUUACGGGAGAAAUGGGAAUAACUUACCAUCAGCCCAAGAUGUUGUAAAUCUUUAUAAAGCAAAUGACAUAACAAACAUGAGAGUCUAUGAUCCAAUUCCUGAAACACUUACUGCUCUCAAGGAAAGUAAUAUAGGCAUCAUUCUUGACGUUCCAAAUGAAAAUCUUCAAGCAUUGACAGAUCCUCAAGCAGCUACAGAUUGGGUCAACGCCAACAUUAUGAGUUAUUCCUCAAAUGUCAAGUUCAAAUAUAUAAGUGUUGGAAAUGAAAUAUCUCCUGGCAAUGUUGCAAAAGCCAAAUUUGCUCCAUUCCUUCUUCCUGCAUUGCAAAAUGUGCAACAAGCCAUAACGACGUUUCAUCUGCAGGAUCAAGUGAAGGUCACAACAAGUAUAGAGACCGGGAUGUUAACAAGUACAUACCCACCGUCUCAUUCAGUGUUUCGCAACGAUGCUAUCAGUUUCAUCAAACCGAUCAUUGAGUUCUUGAAACAGAAUCAAUCGCCUUUGCUGGCAAAUAUUUAUCCAUAUUAUGGUUAUAAAGCCAACCCUGAUCGUAUUCCACUCCCUUAUGCACUUUUUACACAACAAAAACCCGACCCAUCGGGCUAUCAAAAUCUAUUUGAUGCUAUGUUGGAUGCAGUAUAUUAUGCAGUUGAGAAAGCUGGUGGAGAUAACAUAGAGAUUGUUGUUGCUGAAAGUGGAUGGCCAUCUGAUGGUGGUGGUGUUGGAGUAAGUAUGGAUAAUGCUGCGACUUAUUAUAGGAAUUUGAUUAGUCAUGUGAAGUCAACAUCAGGAACUAUACACAAGCCCGGAAAGGCUAUAGAAACUUAUUUGUUUGCUAUGUUUGAUGAAAAUGUGAAGAUAGGAGGAGAGACUGAGAAGCAUUUUGGAGUGUUCUAUCCUGAUAAAACUCAGAAGUAUAAUCUUACCUUCUAGUUUAAUUACAGCAGUUUAAUUUCAUUUAUGUAUUUAAAGAACAUGAUGCUAAAUUUAUGAUUUUUAAAGGAUUUGCUGGUUAAAA
Messenger RNA from Lycium ferocissimum, 1813 nucleotides. Its product is annotated as glucan endo-1,3-beta-glucosidase, acidic-like. Gene Ontology annotation, biological process: carbohydrate metabolic process. Gene Ontology annotation, molecular function: hydrolase activity, hydrolyzing O-glycosyl compounds. Bases 706 to 1728 code for a protein of 340 amino acids. Lineage: Eukaryota; Viridiplantae; Streptophyta; Magnoliopsida; Solanales; Solanaceae. The record is from RefSeq and is a predicted model, not a curated record. Gene Ontology annotation, cellular component: plasma membrane. The transcript is spliced from 2 exons.